AUGGCGCGAGACGACGCAGCCGACGCAGCUACUGCGACGGCCCACAUAGAACAGGGCAUCGCCACGCCAACAUUGAUAUCCCCGCCAGAGUCCAAAACGCCGCCCACGGCUACCCACAAGCGCAAUCAGGCUGUCUUCGAAAACAACGCACACGACCGGAACUCGGAGCCAGUCGAUGCGUCUGCCCUGUCAAAGGCGCUUGAGCAGUUUGAGCAGGCCGGCCGCGUGCGCGAGCGGACACCAACAGCGAGCCCAAGCCGAAAGCGCCCGCGGAUAUAUGGCGAUAGGUUCAUCCCGAAUCGCGCGGGUCAAGAUCUCCAGGCGAGCUUCAACCUCCUCCAUGACGAUGGCUCGCCAGCUACCCCCUCCAAGGCUAGGCGCACACCCCACAAUGAGCUACACUUCCAGAAGACCGAAGAAGCAAACCGGACGUAUUCCGCCGUGCUCCGCCAGGAGAUGUUCGAACGCUCAGUUCCACAGGCCUUUCCGCAGAGUUUGUCACCAACUGACAGUGCCAAUAUGCGGGGUGCAGGCCGCUCACAUACUCCUCCAGCUAGAACCACUGGCUCAUUGCCUCCUCCGUCUCUGACGCCUUCAACCCCACACAAGAAUCUGUUCUCAUACGCAGGCCAGCCAACACCAUCGCGGACGCCCUCAAGCCGGCAGGGCAUACUCAACCUCAAUACCCGCUCAGAUCUCUACAGCCUUUCGCCAAUCAAGUACAGUAGUCAGCGCAUGCUGCUCAGCCCUCAGCGCGCACCUCGAGCUGUAUCCAAAGUACCCUACAAGGUCCUCGAUGCGCCAGAUCUUGCCGACGACUUCUACCUCAACCUCGUCGACUGGGGCAGUCAAAACACGCUCGGCGUCGGGCUUGGAUCGUGUGUCUACAUGUGGAACUCGAGCAGCGGCCGCGUGACUAAGCUAUGCGAAUUGGCUGAUGACUCUGUCACAAGUGUCAACUGGAUACAACGCGGUUCGCACAUUGCAAUUGGUACCAAUCGAGGUCAAGUACAGAUCUGGGACGCGCAGACGCAGCGCCGUCUUCGUACCAUGAUGGGCCACACGGCUCGUGUUGGUGCCCUUGCUUGGAACGAGCACAUCCUGACUUCAGGCUCAAGGGAUCGCACCAUCUAUCAUCGCGAUGUUCGACAACCAGACCAGUGGCUUCGUAAGCUGGUAGGACACAAGCAGGAGAUUUGUGGUCUCAAGUGGAACCACGAGGACCAGCAGCUCGCUUCUGGAGGCAACGACAACAAGCUCAUGGUUUGGGAGAAGCUCAACGCCGAGCCUACCUUCAAGUGGAGUGAACACCAAGCUGCCGUAAAAGCCAUUGCUUGGAGUCCACACCAGCGAGGCCUUCUCGCUAGCGGCGGUGGUACGGCAGACCGAACCAUCAAAUUCUGGAACACUCUCAUUUCCUCCAACGGCCCUUCGGCUUCCUCCCUUGCUGCCGCGUCGGCUGCCGCGUCUGCAUCGAGUUCCGCCAACGUACCCAUCUCACCUACCGCGCCAGCCAACCUCAUCAACAGCCUCGACACUGGCAGCCAAGUAUGCAACCUUGCCUGGUCAAAGAACAGCAACGAGAUUGUCUCAACGCACGGGUACAGCCAAAAUCAAAUCAUCGUCUGGAAGUACCCCAGCAUGCAGCAAGUUGUUUCGUUGACUGGCCACACGUACCGAGUACUCUACCUUGCCAUGAGUCCAGACGGCCAAGUCAUCGUCACUGGCGCCGGCGACGAAACCCUUCGUUUCUGGAACGCUUUCAAGAAGAAGGAACGGACGGGUGGCCUCAGCAGCAUGGACAGCUGGGGUGUUAUUCGCUAG
Molecule: messenger RNA, 1824 nt
Organism: Cucurbitaria berberidis CBS 394.84
Lineage: Eukaryota; Fungi; Ascomycota; Dothideomycetes; Pleosporales; Cucurbitariaceae
Product: WD40 repeat-like protein
Exons: 4
Coding region: 1-1824 (607 amino acids)
Biological process (GO): anaphase-promoting complex-dependent catabolic process; positive regulation of anaphase-promoting complex-dependent catabolic process; positive regulation of ubiquitin protein ligase activity
Cellular component (GO): anaphase-promoting complex
Molecular function (GO): anaphase-promoting complex binding; ubiquitin ligase activator activity; protein binding
Source: RefSeq, a predicted model, not a curated record